Octodon degus (degu) is the source of this 3523-nucleotide messenger RNA. RefSeq names its product DnaJ heat shock protein family (Hsp40) member C10 (gene Dnajc10). The transcript has 22 exons. NCBI's taxonomy places the organism in Eukaryota, Metazoa, Chordata, Mammalia, Rodentia, Octodontidae. Gene Ontology annotation, biological process: protein folding in endoplasmic reticulum. Gene Ontology annotation, cellular component: endoplasmic reticulum. The record is from RefSeq and is a predicted model, not a curated record. The coding region runs from base 240 to 2555 and encodes 771 amino acids. Gene Ontology annotation, molecular function: disulfide oxidoreductase activity.
CGCAGCCCGAGCUCCACUCAGCGGCCGGCCGGAGGGUGGGUGCGCCCGCGCGCAGCGUGAGCUUGCUGGCUGGCGUCCACCGCCCGGACGAGGUGGGCGAGUAGCUGCCGGAGGCGACCCCCAGAGUUAGAUGGUUGGAGAUGAUUGUAUGAUGCUUGAUUCACCCUGGAAUCAAUGUGGACCGAGGUGCUGCUGAGUUUUUUUGUGUGUCUGCUCUGCCUGACCCUGAAGUGUCUCUCAUGUCCACAUUUACCAGAGCCUGUAUAAGAAGGAGGAUGGGAGGCUGGCUGAAUAAAAAUGACCAUGUCCGAGACCUAAGAAGGAUCACUCUCUGUCUUCUGGUAGUGUAUAUGGCCGUUUUGGUGGGCACAGAGCAGGAUUUUUACAGUUUACUUGGCGUAUCCAAAACUGCAAGCAGUAGAGAAAUAAGACAAGCUUUUAAGAAGUUAGCAUUGAAGUUACAUCCUGAUAAAAACCCGAACAACCCAAAUGCGCAUGGUGAUUUCCUAAAAAUAAAUAGAGCAUAUGAGGUACUCAAAGAUGAAGAUCUACGCAAAAAGUACGAUAAAUAUGGAGAGAAAGGGCUUGAAGAUAACCAAGGAGGCCAGUAUGAGAGCUGGAACUAUUAUCGCUAUGAUUUUGGUAUUUAUGAUGAUGAUCCUGAAAUCAUAACACUGGAAAGAGGAGAAUUUGAUGCUGCUGUUAAUUCUGGAGAACUGUGGUUUGUAAACUUUUACUCCCCAGGAUGUUCACACUGUCAUGAUUUAGCCCCCACUUGGAGAGAAUUUGCUAAAGAAGUGGAUGGGUUACUUCGAAUUGGAGCUGUAAACUGUGGUGAUGACCGAAUGCUUUGCCGAAUGAAAGGAGUCAGCAGUUACCCAAGCCUCUUCAUCUUCAGGUCUGGAAUGGCUGCAGUGAAAUACCACGGAGACAGAUCAAAGGCGAGUUUAGUGAAUUUUGCCAUGCAGCAUGUGAGAAGCUCAGUGACAGAACUGUCAACAGGGAAUUUUGUUAACUCCAUACAAACUGCUUUUGCUGCUGGUAUUGGCUGGCUGAUCACUUUCUGCUCUAAAGGAGGAGAUUGUCUGGCUCCACAGACACGGCUCAGGCUCAGCGGCAUGCUGGAUGGUCUUGUUAACGUGGGGUGGAUGGACUGUGCGGCACAGGACAACCUUUGUAGGAGUCUGGACAUUACAACAAGUACUACAGCUUACUUUCCUCCUGGAGCCACGUUAAAUAACAAAGAAAAGGGCAGCAUUUUGUUUCUGAAGUCAUUGGAUGCUAAAGAAAUAUAUUUGGAAAUAAUGAACAAACUUCCAGAUUUUGAACUACUUUCAUCAAAAACACUAGAGGAUCGUUUGGCACAUCAUCGCUGGCUUAUAUUUUUCCAUUUUGGAAAAAAUGAAAAUUCAAAUGAUCCUGAGUUGAAAAAACUGAAAACUCUACUUAAAAAUGACCAUAUUCAAGUUGGAAGGUUUGAUUGCUCUUCUGCACCAGGCGUGUGUAGGGAUCUCUAUGUUUUCCAGCCCUGUCUAGCAGUAUUUAAAGGACAAGGAACCAAAGAAUAUGAAAUCCAUCAUGGAAAGAAGAUUUUAUAUGAUAUACUUGCUUUCACCAAAGAAAGUGUUAAUUCUCACGUUACCACCCUUGGACCUCAAAAUUUCCCAUCCAGCGACAAAGAACCAUGGCUGGUUGACUUUUUUGCCCCUUGGUGUCCACCGUGCCGGGCUCUGCUGCCAGAGCUGCGGAAGGCAUCGACACUCCUCUACGGGCAGCUGAGGUUUGGCACGCUGGAUUGCACAGUCCACGAAGGGCUCUGCAGCAUGGAUCUUAGGAACCCUUCAGUGGUCACUCUCACACCCACCACAUUCAACGAACUGGUUAAACACAGGAAGCACGACGAGGUCUGGAUGGUUGAUUUCUAUUCCCCGUGGUGUCACCCCUGUCAAGUCCUAAUGCCAGAAUGGAAAAGAAUGGCACGGACAUUAACUGGACUGAUCAGUGUGGGCAGUGUAGACUGCCAACAGUAUCAUUCUUUUUGUGCCCAAGAAAAUGUUCAGAGAUACCCUGAGAUAAGAUUUUUUCCCCAACGAUCAAAUAAAGGUUAUCAGUACCAUAGUUACAAUGGUUGGAAUAGGGAUGCUUACUCCCUAAGAAUCUGGGGCCUAGGAUUUUUACCUCAAGUGUCCACAGAUUUGACACCACAGACUUUCAGUGAAAAAGUUUUACAAGGAAAAAAUCACUGGGUAGUAGAUUUCUAUGCACCGUGGUGUGGACCAUGCCAAAAUUUUGCUCCAGAGUUUGAGCUCUUGGCUAGGAUGGUUAAAGGAAAAGUGAGAGCCGGGAAGGUAGACUGCCAGGCGUAUGCCCAGACCUGCCAGAAAGCCGGGAUUCGUGCCUAUCCAACAGUUAAGCUUUACACCUAUGACAGAGCCAAGAGAAGUAUUUGGGAAGAGUAUGUGAGUGCUAGAGAUGCAAAAACAAUCGCUGCCUCCAUUCAUGGAAAACUGGAAGUGCUCCAAAAGCAGGAAAAGAGAAGCAAGGAUGAACUUUGAUGAUAUUGAAGAAAAAUUGAAAAAAAAAAUGUGAAAUACAACAUCAGACGACGACCCCUUUUAAGGAUGUUAACCACAUUCAUGGUGGAAGCUGAUGAGCACUGUCUUGUACUGACAGGAACUGCACUGCCUGAAGUCUGUACGACGCUGGUAUAAUGAAAAGUUUGCAGACUUCUUUGGAAAAGGACAGAUCACAAAUGUUUUAGGUUUUGUGGACUAUAUUUGUUUCUUUGUCACAACUUUGUUUUUAAUGACGCUUUUAAAAAAUAGAAAAACCCAUUCUUAGCUCAGGGCCAUCCAAAAAUAGAUGACAAGGCAGAUUGAGUUUAUAGGCCUUGAUUCCUGACGCCCAGAAAUGUUUUCCUGUCUGGCUCUCCCAUGAGCUCAUUCACUGUACUAAGUGGAUUACUUUUCAGUGAAAAGAUAUAACUUGAUUAUCAAAAAUACUCAAAUACGGUAAAAUAAAUAGAUACCCUACUUUCAUGCUGUUUGUAGUGAAGGAAUUGUCCAUUUUGCUUUAAAAGUUGAAGGGGUUAUCUUUUGCAAUUGAGAAAUUUUUCACAACUGUAAAUAUAAAAAUCUUACAGACUACCUUAUCACCCACAAAAGCCAGAGGGAGAAGAGCCCCCGGUGAGUAGACAGGCCUCUGAGUGACCCCAUAUAGCAUGUACAGUUCUAAUCUUAAAGUAUGUAUGAAUUUAUUUUCUGAAAUUGCUUCCAUAAAAAUUUUCUCACUGAUAGGUCAUUUUUUGAGGCAUAUUUCUAAUAUUUACAUAUUUACUUUGAGUUUUCUAUUUAUUUACAUUGAUUUUUCAUAGCUGUUGUUUUCUAUUCCAUUUUACUGUAGCUUAUAAUGAUACUGUGGUUAUUCCAGUCACUAAAUGUCAGAGCCUGCCUUUUUCAGAUAAUUGUUGGCAUAACUGAAGUUAUUUUUAUAAGCAAAUCAAGUAUAUAAAUCUAAAAUGGGA